AUGUCCUCCACCACGAUCAACUUCAUUACUGGGAACAAGAACAAGCUUGCUGAAACUAGAGCCAUCCUAGGUGAUACGGUACAGCUUUCAAAUCAAAACGUAGAGAUCCUUGAAAUCCAGGGCUCUCUGGAAGAAAUUGCGCGAGACAAGUGUCGAAAAGCAGCUAUAGCAGUCAACGGCCCUGUCUUGACAGAGGAUAGUGCUCUUGAAUUCAGGGCUCUCAAAGGUUUACCUGGGCCAUAUAUAAAAUGGUUCUACUCUGCUCUGGGCGAUGAUGGCCUAUGCAAACUACUCGCAGCUUAUGACGACAAAGCAGCCACGGCCGUGUGCACAUUUGCCUUCUCCGCCGGCCCAGGGUCUGAGCCUCAUCUUUUCCAGGGAUGUACUGAAGGCAAGAUUGUUGAUAAAAGAGGAGAAGGUGGGUUUGGUUUUGAUCCCAUAUUUGAAGUCGAAGGUCAAACCUAUGCAGAAAUGAGUUUUGCAUACAAGACCGAGUCUUCCAAGACCACGAAGUCCAUCCCCCCUCAGCUGAUCGCCUCAGUCGCAGCUUUCUUGUCGGAAAAUUUCCCAGAGACCAGCACCGCCUUCACCAAGGAAGCAAAGUCGGGCAAGAAGAGUGAUGCGAAAAAUGUCCCCUCUCUCUUGGAGCUCUUCCAAGCCUCUGAGCAGGGAUCUAGCGUGAAGAAGUCUGCUAGCAACAGCUCUUCCUCCAGCUCAAGCAGCGGCUCCGAUAGUGACUCGGAUGUUGAGAUGGGCGACGCUGCUCGCUCGUCCUCUCCUUCGUCUUCCUCUUCCAGCUCUGACAGCGAUGCGGAUGAUGAGGACGAUGAUAAGUCCCCUGCGGCUCCUACCCCCGCCCCCGCCCAGGUCAAGAAGUCUGCCGGUGUGAAGCGCAAGGCCGAGUCCAGCAGCGAGUCUAGCAGCUCCUCCGACUCCGACUCCUCUUCGUCCGAAGAUGACAGCCCUAAGGCUAAGAAGGCCAAGACCUCCCCCACCCCCAAGGAGGCAUCGUCCUCAUCCGACUCUUCGUCCUCGUCCUCGGAUUCUUCCAGCUCAGACUCCGAUUCCUCGUCGAGCUCUUCUUCGUCUUCCUCGUCCGAUUCCUCCUCCGAUUCCUCGUCUGACUCUUCUUCUGACUCUUCUUCCGACUCUUCCUCCUCCGACUCUUCUUCCGAGUCCGAGUCCGAGUCCGAGUCCGAGAAGGAAUCCAAGAAGGCCCUGAAGAAGGCAAAGAAGACUCCUCUCCCCGAGUCCGACUCCUCUUCUGACUCCGAAUCUUCCUCAUCCGGCAGCAACACCGUCGCGCCUACCCCGGAGACCGAGAUCAAGCCCGUCAAGAAGGUCGAGGAGGCUGUGAAGACCUCCUCCUCGAGCGCCAGCCCCGCUCAUGGAAACGGACCUGUUAAGAAGAAGCACACCGGAGCUCGCCCCACUCCUCUGGCUCUCCUGAGCGAGUUGCCCCAUGACCACCCCUCCAACGACUACAUGUCGUACGCCUACGCAGACCGCGCCUGGAAAGACCUGUCCGUGACUCGCGGCAAGGGCUUCACCAAGGAGAAGAACAAGAAGAAGCGUGGCUCUUACCGCGGCGGUCCUAUCGACAUUGCCCCCGGCACCACUUCCUACAAGUUUGAGGAUUAA
This is a messenger RNA of Penicillium expansum, 1641 nucleotides long. Its product is annotated as SRP40, C-terminal. The record is from RefSeq and is a predicted model, not a curated record. Gene Ontology annotation, biological process: nucleoside triphosphate catabolic process. The transcript is spliced from 5 exons. Lineage: Eukaryota; Fungi; Ascomycota; Eurotiomycetes; Eurotiales; Aspergillaceae. The coding region runs from base 1 to 1641 and encodes 546 amino acids. Gene Ontology annotation, cellular component: cytoplasm. Gene Ontology annotation, molecular function: nucleoside triphosphate diphosphatase activity.